Messenger RNA from Aegilops tauschii subsp. strangulata, 1635 nucleotides. Its product is annotated as 12-oxophytodienoate reductase 1-like. Gene Ontology annotation, molecular function: oxidoreductase activity; FMN binding. The record is from RefSeq and is a predicted model, not a curated record. NCBI's taxonomy places the organism in Eukaryota, Viridiplantae, Streptophyta, Magnoliopsida, Poales, Poaceae.
CAGAAGCUUGCUACCAAGUGGUCAGCUUGGUAAGCUAUCAACAAAAAAUUACAAUUGCUGAAGCUUGCUGACCACUGAAGAUCGGCAGGGCUCGCAACACUGUUUCACACGGAGAGAUGAAGCCCAUCCCUCUGAUGACGCCGUACACGAUGGGCGAGUUCGACCUGUCGCACAGGGUCGUGCUGGCACCCCUCACGCGGCAGCGCGCCUACGGCGGCGUGCCGCAGCCGCACGCCGCCCUGUACUACUCCCAGCGCGCCUCCCCCGGCGGCUUCCUCAUCUCCGAGGCCACGCGGGUUUCGCCGCCGUCCUCGCGGCAGGAGGAGCCGGAGUCGUCUUUCGGGAACAUCCCCGGGAUCUGGGCGCCGGAGCAGGUCGGGGCCUGGGCGCCCGUGGUGGACGCCGCGCACGCCAAGGGCGCCGUCUUCUUCUGCCAGCUCUGGCACGUCGCCGGCGAUGCCGUCCGGCAACGGGAGCAGCAGGUGAGUCCCCAGAUGAGCUUCGACGGCCGCCGCAAGGAGCUGACGUCGCCGAGGAGGGUGGCGCAGGAGGAGGCUCCCCGCGUCGUCGAUGGGUUCAGACGCGCCGCCCGGAACGCCGUCGACGCCGGCUUCGACGGCGUCGAGAUCCUCGGCGCCAACGGCUACUUUGUCGACGGCGGCGGCAUGGACAUGGAGAGCUGGUGCCGGUUCGCGCUGGAUGUGGUGAACGCCGUGGUGCGGGAGAUCGGCGGCCAGCGCGUGGGCGUGCGGCUGGACCAGUUCAGCGCCGAGCCCGACGAGCACGCGCUGGCGCUCCACGUGGUGAGCCGGCUCAACGACCACGGCGUGCUCUACUGCCACAUGAUCGAGCCGAGGGUGGACGGCCGGCGGCGCGUGUCCCGGCAGCUGCUGCCGUUCAGGGAGGCGUUCGGCGGCACGUUCAUCGCCAGCGGCGGGUACGGGCGAGAGGAGGGCGACGCGGCCGUCGGCGAGGGUUACGCCGACCUGGUGGUGUACGGGCGGCUGUUCCUGGCCAACCCGGACCUGCCGAGGAGGUUCGAGCUCGGCGCACCGCUCAACGACUGCGUCAGCGCCACCUUCUACGGCGCCGGCGCCGGCGCCGACCCCGCCGUCGGGUACACCGACUACCCGUUCCUCGAAUGAUCGAGCUCGAAUACUGCUUUCGUCAUUGGCAGUUCACCAAUCCGGUCGUAUCUCACACAAUAAACCAUGAUCGAAUGGUGGCUUCAAAUGUCCAUUUCGGCCAUGAUCGAAAUUUUUUAUUUGAACUCGAUCGAGAUCCAAGGAAUUUCACUUUUUUUUAAACACAUGACGACAUUUUGUUACAUACCAAAAUGGUUAUUUUUUCUCUUUUCUCUUUUGAAAAUUUACUUUUAUAAGGGCUCUUUUGAAAUUUUACUGAAAAGUAAGGACCAACAUCAUUUUUUAUGGUUACUAGCAAGAGAGUUCAUGCGUUGCCACAUGAGAAAAAUAAUACCACACGCCCUAACACAAUAACCAUGACUCAAGACCUUAAUAGGUCCAUGUCCUUUAUUUCAACAUGACAUCUUAUCAUUCUUGCCCUUUAUCCGUUUCACACUCCCGCCGACGGAAAUGCAUGGUCAUAAAUGGUUUCUUUUGUCUCCAAUUUGUU